Molecule: messenger RNA, 2329 nt
Organism: Boleophthalmus pectinirostris (great blue-spotted mudskipper)
Lineage: Eukaryota; Metazoa; Chordata; Actinopteri; Gobiiformes; Gobiidae
Product: 26S proteasome non-ATPase regulatory subunit 11A-like
Exons: 13
Coding region: 143-1411 (422 amino acids)
Biological process (GO): ubiquitin-dependent protein catabolic process
Cellular component (GO): proteasome regulatory particle, lid subcomplex
Molecular function (GO): structural molecule activity; protein binding
Source: RefSeq, a predicted model, not a curated record
CAGUGUGUGAACUGAACGGAAGAGGCAGAAAUAGCUCUUGGUUGCCUGUAGAGGACGGCAUUGACCAGAGCUAUGUGAGCGGAGGAGCGCAGGAGCCAGAGCGGACUGACUGCGGAGUGGAGCGGCGGGACGCGCAGGGAAGAUGGCAGCCGCGGCUGUGGCUGAAUUUCAGAGAGCACAGUCUCUUAUUGGAACUGACCGGAAUGCCUCUAUUGACAUCCUCCACUCCAUAGUGAAGCGGGACAUCCAUGACAGUGAUGAGGAGGCAGUGCGGAUUAAAGAGCAGAGCAUCCUGGAGCUUGGAGGAUUGCUAGCCAAGACGGGACAGGCAGCAGAGCUUGGUGGUCUCCUUAAAUAUGUGCGGCCAUUCCUCAACUCCAUCUCUAAGGCCAAGGCGGCGCGGCUGGUGCGCUCCCUCCUUGACAUGUUCCUGGAUAUGGAGGCUGCCACAGGACAGGAAGUGGACCUGUGCCUGGAGUGCAUUGAGUGGGCCAAAGCUGAGAAGAGAACCUUCCUCCGACAGGCACUGGAGGCCAGACUCAUCUCACUGUAUUUUGACACAAAGUGCUACCAGGAGGCUUUACUCUUGGGCUCCCAGUUGCUGCAGGAGUUGAAGAAGUUGGAUGACAAGGCUCUGCUGGUGGAGGUGCAGCUCCUAGAGAGUAAGACGUACCACGCACUCAGUAACCUGCCCAAAGCUCGCGCCGCCCUCACCUCAGCCCGGACCACCGCCAACGCCAUCUACUGCCCCCCCAAACUACAAGCAGCUCUUGACAUGCAGUCAGGUGUAAUCCAUGCAGCUGAGGAGAAGGACUGGAAAACUGCGUACUCUUAUUUCUACGAAGCCUUCGAGGGAUAUGACUCCAUUGAUAACCCCCGAGCCAUCACAGCCCUCAAGUACAUGCUGCUGUGUAAAAUCAUGCUCAACAUGCCUGAGGACGUACAAGCGCUCAUCAGUGGAAAGCUGGCUCUGCGCUACGCUGGCAGACAGACAGACUCCCUCAAAUGUGUAGCACUGGCCAGCAAAAAACGGUCCCUGGCAGACUUCGAAAAGGCAUUAACAGAUUACAAAGCAGAGCUGAGAGACGACCCCAUCAUCAGUACACACCUGACCAAACUGUACGACAAGCUGCUGGAGCAGAACCUGAUCAGAGUCAUCGAGCCCUUCUCAAGAGUGCAGAUAUCACACAUCUCUUCCCUCAUCAAGCUUUCUAAGGGAGAUGUGGAACGGAAAUUAUCACAGAUGAUUUUAGACCAAAAAUUUCAUGGUAUUCUGGACCAAGGGGAAGGCGUGCUGAUCGUGUUUGAAGAACCAGUCGUGGACAAAACAUAUGAGGCAGCUCUGGAGACCAUUCAGAACAUGAGUAAAGUGGUGGACUCACUGUACAACAAAGCUAAGAAGCUCUCAUAGGAGUGCCUGAACCAACCAGUCCUCCUGUUCUCUGCAGUGUGGGCCAGUUGGAUCUAUGCUGAGUGACCGCUCACUGGAACACUGAAAAAGGAAAGGGGGCCAGGGGACGAUCACAAACACUGUCCAGCCCAGCAGGCAAAGAAGACCCAUGGAUGCAGCAGCCAAGUCUGCGGGAGUGUGGGCUCCCCUUUCCUCCCACUGCUGUCCUCCACCCCCAUCUUGUCCCACUGUCUCCUCCUCACAGUCUAACUGAGGUGACGCGCACAGUGCCUCCUUAUGGACAAACAUGAGCACUGCAGAUGUGUCUAAAUGGGACACACCACCUAUUUUUCCCAAUAGUUUCCCUCCCUUCUCUGCGCUGGCCAUCAGGGAAUAUUGUAAUAUACCAGUAAAGAUGCAUAUUCACUUCAGUACUUCUACAUAUGUAAUAUAAAGAAUCAUGCUAAGUCUGCUGCAGUUGUCUUAAAAAGGGUUUACAAGUUGGCUAAUUGUCAAAUCAGCUAGUUCAAAUUGCCAACUUUAAGAGAUUGUUAAAAAUUACCUACCUUCAGCCAUGACUUUUGACGUCCAUAUGAAUACAAAUUGUUUUUCAUUGCAUUCUGGGAAAUUCUGGACAAGUCUCGGGACCACACCAUGAAGAUCUUGCAGCCUGAAUGUCCACUCGUUUGUAUAUACUGUAAUUAUCAAGUUCCUUUCUUGUACACAGCUGUUUUUUUAAUAAAUCAAAAACAGUAAUGCUUGAGAAGUGUUGGUCACACCAAGUGCUUUUGAUGCUUAACUGUGGACUAAUCAUGGGAUCACCGGCUUGUGAGGACAAUGGCCAAGUUGCACUGAAAGUUUUUUGUCAAUUUCCAGUAAUUAUUUUGAAAGGACUAACCAGUUUACCUUCAAUAAAAAGUAUAAACAGAAUUAAAACAA